GUAACCAUCCAAAUGCCUCGUGAACGCUUCUUCGCCGUAAUAAAAUCCGAAAGCAAAGAGGAACAGAAAUCCUUUUUAAAUCCGCGGGUCGCGAUUGGGCGCGUGCACACACACCUCCUCACCGCCACCCAUCCAUCAUCCAAUAUCCACCCAGAACCCGCUGCACAAAUAGAGCCGGUGCACCCAGCAGGUGCCAGACAAGCUAGGAGGUGAAAUUUUCCACUUCGACCCGAUUAGUGACUUACAGUCACAGACUCGACCUCCCUGCUGCGUUACCGCUACACCGCAUCACCUCCUCACAGACAUUCAGCACAGGACAGGCCCGAGCAACUAAAGCAGGUUUGAGCUCAUCUCAUCUAAACGAACGGUCGAUUCUGUCAGCUUCAAGCAGUGAUGGACUUCCUUGCUGGAUGCAUAGGAGGUGCUGCGGGGGUCCUCGUCGGACAUCCUUUUGACACAGUUAAGGUUCGUCUUCAGGUCCAGAGUGUUAAUAAACCACUUUACCGAGGCACUUUUCAUUGUUUCCAGUCCAUCAUACGUCAAGAAUCAAUGCUUGGUCUUUAUAAAGGCAUUGGGUCGCCCAUGAUGGGCCUGACGUUCAUCAACGCCAUCGUCUUUGGUGUUCAGGGCAACACCAUGCGUAUGUUAAGCAAGGACACACCUAUGAACCAGUUCCUUGCUGGAGCGGCGGCUGGCGCUAUCCAGUGCGUGAUCUGCUGCCCGAUGGAACUGGCCAAAACCCGAAUGCAGAUGCAAGGAACGGGCGAGAAGAAGUCGUCCUCUCGGAAGGUCUACAAAAACUCGCUGGACUGCUUGGCUCGCAUUUACCAGCGCGAGGGUUUGCGGGGAGUCAACCGGGGAAUGGUUACAACUCUUAUCCGGGAGACACCGGGCUUCGGCGUUUAUUUCCUCACAUAUGACCUCCUGACGCGUUCGCUGGGAUGCGAGCCAGAGGAUCCGUACAUGAUUCCCAAACUGCUGUUCGCCGGCGGCAUGUCGGGAAUCGCAUCCUGGCUUUCGACGUACCCGGUGGACGUGAUAAAAUCACGACUCCAAGCCGACGGGGUCGGCGGAAAGUACCAGUACAGUAGCAUCAUGGACUGCACGAGGAAGAGCAUCCAGCGCGAAGGUUGGCGUGUUUUCACACGCGGACUUACUUCCACUCUUUUACGGGCUUUUCCAGUUAACGCAGCCACUUUCGCAACGGUCACCCUCUUCCUUUUGUACGUACGUUCGGAAGACGCUCCGAAAGAUUGCGAAGCUGCUUCAGGUUCACAUCACGCGCCAUUGCAGCAGCAAGUGCAACCAUCCAGUCUGUGAGUAACCUCAUCUCUCUGGGAUAUCAACUAGCUUGAAGCGUAGCACUUCCCAAAUCAUGGCUGACCUGUUACUAAACGAACAGUUUCUGUGCAGUGAGCACAUCUGUCCACUGUAAACGGAAUUGCACAACUUCUAUCUGUACACUGACUUGAGCUCUGCAUUUGUAAAUAUAUUUUUUUAUAUUCAAUUCAAUAUACCUAUAUAUAAUUAUAGUGUUCCUGUGGCUCAAGUGGUAGAGCAUUGCGUUAGCAAGCGCAAGGUUGGGAGUUUGAAUCCCAGGGAACACAUGUUAGGAAAAAGUGUUAGACUGAAUGCAAUGUAAGUCGCUUUGGAUAAAAGCGUCUGCUAAAUGCAUCAAUUUAAAUUUAACAAACACUUUCCUGUGUCUGCCUUAUGAGAGAUGAAAGAAUCCGACCUCUGAAAGUAAGAAUUUGCAUGUUGAUGUAAUCAACAGCUACUUUUGUUGUUACUUGGGAAAACUAGAAAAACUUGCUUCGACAUUGCAAAUUAUUGCUACACUGAAGAGAAGAGAAAUUAUUGCUACACAGUGUCUAAACAAAUCCCCCAAAGCAUAUAUCAAGUUUAGCUAGGUUGGACACCAAU
Messenger RNA from Carassius carassius (crucian carp), 1923 nucleotides. Its product is annotated as mitochondrial basic amino acids transporter-like. Gene Ontology annotation, biological process: mitochondrial L-ornithine transmembrane transport. The coding region runs from base 394 to 1320 and encodes 308 amino acids. Gene Ontology annotation, molecular function: high-affinity L-arginine transmembrane transporter activity. The record is from RefSeq and is a predicted model, not a curated record. Gene Ontology annotation, cellular component: mitochondrion. The transcript is spliced from 4 exons. NCBI's taxonomy places the organism in Eukaryota, Metazoa, Chordata, Actinopteri, Cypriniformes, Cyprinidae.